AUGGUGACUUUGAAUGGUAGUGAUGGCAGUGUUCAUCGUGAUAGUCGUGAGUCGUCCCAUAAUGUCAGUCAUGGUAGCCAUACACAUGACACUCCAUACAUAACUCAUCCUUCAAGUCUCUAUGGAGAAAAGAAUUCUUCACAUCCAAAUGCUGCAAGCUCAACAGUAGCUAUCAAAGUAAAAUGGUGGUGUUCGGCGCAGAAAAAGGGUCAACAAUGGCCAAAACUAACUGCUGGCAGAAAAAAAAAGGCCAAAAACCUCGCAAAUCCUUACAAAUCUAUUCUAAAGUGCAACAAAAACCCCGGGUAUCAUAGAUCGGCGCCAGCCGAGCCUCGCUAA
Molecule: messenger RNA, 339 nt
Organism: Ilex paraguariensis (yerba mate)
Lineage: Eukaryota; Viridiplantae; Streptophyta; Magnoliopsida; Aquifoliales; Aquifoliaceae
Source: the annotation of a GenBank genome assembly